Molecule: messenger RNA, 5188 nt
Organism: Tilletiaria anomala UBC 951
Lineage: Eukaryota; Fungi; Basidiomycota; Exobasidiomycetes; Georgefischeriales; Tilletiariaceae
Exons: 7
Coding region: 115-4938 (1607 amino acids)
Cellular component (GO): eukaryotic translation initiation factor 4F complex
Molecular function (GO): mRNA binding; protein binding; translation initiation factor activity
Source: RefSeq, a predicted model, not a curated record
UUCCUGCUUGCAGCACACGCGCAAUCAGCGAUCUCUAAGCGAUCGUAGCCUCCUCCACAUCAGAAGCGUGCAUCAGCAUUUCCCCCAAGCACCUCACGAUUAAAGACAAGAGUGAUGAGCAGCAAGACCGGUAGCGACACGCCCACCAACAGCAACGUGACCGCCAAGGCCUCCACCACCUCUCAUUCCGGAAGCAGCAAGCCUCAGCCCUUCAACUACGCAGCGGCAGCAGCCAAAUCAAAGCAGACGGCAGCGCCAGUAGUGGUGGCAGCAGGUUCUAGCAAUGAUGCGGCAGGAAGCACAGCGAACACUGGCGCUUCCGCUUCGGUGGCACAGGUGAAUGGCUCGGCGGCCGUCAAUGGCGUGUUCGCCAAGCCAGGGGAGGUGAACGGAGCGGAUGCGCAGCAGCGAGGUCAGUCGGCUGUCAGCAUCCCCAAGGCAGCGAACACUGCCCUUCGGACUGCAGCUAGCAUCAACUUUGGCUCUGUGCAAGACGCCGAGGCCACGCUUUCCGUGUCUCCCGCACAGCCUCCGGUGACGGGGCACAUCGGCAAACCUGCAGCAUUCGGAUCCGUCAAUGCGAUGAGCACUUCCAACGUAGGCAAGGACAAGGGCCUGGUGAUCGGCACUAAGGAGAAUGCGACUACUCCUGCUGCUCCUAAGCCCAAGAUGGACUUCCAGAAGCUGUUCCAGAACCCCGCCUCUCAGCAGCCCUCUGCACUGUCGGGUACGCAAGCAACACCGGCAGCUUCUACCGCUGCCACUCCAGACGCGGCUUCGACUCCAGGUAGCAGUCUGCCUUCGGCUAGCAACUCGCCCGUCGUCGCAAACGCGAGCAUGCGGUCGCCACCAUCGCAACAGCAACAUCUCUCUUCGAGUUCGCGCUUGCCAGGCGCUCCGCCGGUCGCCGCCGCCGGUCAGCCCUCUGCUCUGCGACCUCCCGGCCAGAGCCGGGACUUCCAGCCGGGUCAACGAAAUCCUUCCGGUGGCCAACCUCCGUACGGUAGCCGCAUGCAAGCAGGUCCAGCUCAGGGCGUGCCACCGCAGUACGCCGGCUAUGCGGUGUACCAUGGUGGCUCCGCGAACGGACUACGGUCGCCGAGCAUGAUGCAGAUGUACCCCAUGCCUCAACCGUUCCCGGGCUAUAACCCAUAUAUGCAGCAGCAGCAGCAACCGCCGCCACCGCAGCCACAGCAGUUCCCGGGAUCCCCAGCGCACUGGGCGCCACCAUCGCCGCGGCCGCCAGUAGGUGCCACACAAGGAGCAGGGCAACCUGGUCUUGGAGGUGCUGCGCAACAGCAAGGUGGUGCUGCGCGGCCUCCGCAGUCGCCGGCACCGAGUAUGGCAAGUCUAGCUUCACCUCCACCUCAACAAGCUGGCUUCCCAUCCGUUGCAGGAGUUCGCCCGGGCCAUAUACAUACGCCCAGCGGCUCAUUCGCCGGUAGCCAUUCGGCGCAGUCAUCGAUCAGCAGUGUCAGUGCCGGUGCACCGGCGUUCUUGCCAAGGGCGAAUUCUGCGAUCAAGAUAGUUGACCCCCUCACGAACCAGGUGGUCAAUGCCAAGGUCGCCAAUCCUAAGCCUGCCGCAUCCACAGCUUCUUCUUCGAGACCCAGCACGCCUGGCUUGACCGCCCCGUCCGCUCCUGCCGGCCAGCCCGCCACACCAGAUGCAGCGCCGGCGUCCCCUUCACCUUCGCCGAGCGUAACGUCGUUUGCUGCUCCCAGCAAGAUCCAGACGCAGCAAAGCUUCAUACGGGCAGUCAAUGAGCUGAAGAAGGCGUCGGAUGAGAAGAAGCUGAAGGAGGAAGAAGAGGCGCGCAAGAAGCGAGAGGAGGAGGCUGCAGCCAAGAAAAAGGAAGAGGAGGAAGCGGCAGCGGCAGCGCAAAAGAAGGAGGAGGAAGAACGAGCCAAGCUCGAGGAAGAAGAGAAGAAGCGCAAGCAGCAAGAAGCGGAAGAGCGACGUAAGCGCGAAGAGGAAGAGCGGCUCAAAAAGGAAGAGGACGAGCGCAAGGCUGCUACGGAAGCCAAGCGCAAGGCUGAAGAAGUAGCUGCUAAGGCACAGGCGGAACGGGAGGAGCGCGAAGCCAAGGAGGCGGCAGAGAGUCAAGCUGAAGCCAAGGAUGCUGAAGAGAAGGCAAAGCGGCCAGCUCCUGUGCCGAUCGACACCAGCCUCGACGAGAUGGCAAGUAGGGUUGGCAAGAGCUCUGUCGCUGACGUCGAGCGGAUGGCCAGGGAAGCUUCGUCCGUCCCCUCGACCCCACUUCUCAGUAUCCCGCCCACUCCACGGACACCUGGCACGCCUGGCUUUGCUAGCCUGCCGGCCAAGCCGCAAGUGCAGCCCUCUUCGAGCAGUAUCAAGCUCGAUACUACAGAGCUCGAGAAGCGUCGGCGGCCAGACAAGCUGGAUCUCACCAGCACGCCCAAAGGCGUUACUUCCGACACACCUAUGUCCGCCGCCCUUCAAGCUCUCGGCUCAGCGAACCGUAUUGAGGACCUAAGCAAGGUGCAGUACCCAUCCUCCAUCAAGUCACCGCGGCCGGAUCUCAACGACGAGUCUGGCGAGGGUCGCUUCCGAUAUGAUCGCGAGUUCCUCUUGCAGUUCAUGGGCGUCUUCAAGGAGAAGCCACGGGAGUUGCCGCCAUUGGGUGACAUCGGUAUGGAACCGGGCCGUGGUUCCACCUUCGGCAAGCGUGCUCCGGGCAUCGGCGGCGGUGCCGCUCCUGGACGUGGGCCAGCAACAGGUCUCGGGAUCGGUGUCGGAGGCGGCUCCGCUUUCGGUAAGCCCCCGGCCAAGAGCAGCGAGGAACGAUUUGCACAGUCAACCGCUGGUUCACGUGGUAGCGGCAUGGGCAACUUUGGCGGGCCUAUGGGCGCCUUCCAGAUGGGUCGGGGCACGCAGCCGCUCUCACGUGGUGGUAGCGGCAGCGGCGCUAUUCCUUCGCGCGAAAUGAUGGGUCGCACCAGCAGCAAGCGAGGCGGCCGCAAGCCGGACGGCGCUCCAGGGCGUGGUCCAUACAACCCACCAGAGAAGGGUGGUCCGACGAUUCUUCUGUCUGAAGUCAUGCCUCUGGAGAAAUCGGCCAACCGCUGGGCGCCGCAAGUCCAGACCGGAAAGGGUGCAGGGCUCAAAGCAGACUCGCCCGAAAUGGUGCAGAGGAAGGUCAAAGCGCUGCUGAACAAGCUCACUCUCGACAACUUUGAUUCCAUCGCUGGUCAGAUUCUGGCGUGGGCCAACAAGUCAGUCGACGAGACCGACGGGCGGACUUUGCGACAGGUCAUUGCACUCAUCUUCGAAAAGGCCACGGACGAAGCUGCCUUCUCCACAAUGUACGCCAAGCUCUGCGCAACUCUGCAAUCGGAGCUCAAACCAGAGGUCAAGGAUGUCAACCUCACUUUACCCGACGGUACUCCGGUGUCUGGUGGUGCAUUGUUCCGCAAGUAUCUUCUGAACAGGUGCCAAGAGGAUUUCGAGCGUGGGUGGGCGCACCGUGACGCUACGGCAGCUGCUGCCAAGAGCAAAGAGGCGGACGAUCGUGCGAAGAAGGAGAGCAACGAGAAGUCAGAAGGGGAGGCCAAGGAAGCCGAAGAAAAAGGCGACGUGGCCCCUGAAAACAAAGAGGCCGAGUUGCUCUCAGACGAGUACUACGCGGCACAGAAGGCAAAGCGAAGGGGUCUUGGUCUUGUUCGCUUCAUUGGUGAGCUCUUCAAGCUCAGCAUGAUUUCAGACAGGAUCAUGCAUGUGUGCGUCAAGCAAUUGCUGCAUGACGUGGAAGAGCCUGAAGAGGAAGACAUCGAAUCUGUUUGCAAGUUGCUCACCACCGUGGGCAAGCUGCUCGAUGGGCACGAAAGGGGCCGUCCCCUUAUGGAGAUUUACUUUGACCGCAUGACAACAAUGGCGUCCAACCCGAAACUCAAUUCGAGAAUUAGAUUCAUGAUUUUGGAUAUCAUCGAGCUCCGAAAAGCGAACUGGGUUCCGAGACACGACAACAGCGGCCCUAAGACGAUCGCAGACGUUCACCGGGAAGCUGCCAAGCAGAAGAUCGAACAAGAUCGCGAAGCCGCCUUGCGCGCAGCGCGAGGCGGGCCCAUGUCGCGCGGUGGGUCGCGCAGAGGCCAGACGCGAGACAGCCCUGAUGGCUGGAACACCAUCGGUCAAGCCCCGCCGCCUAUGUUGCGACCAACUGACCUAUCCAAGUUUGGCAAGGGGAUCAACCGCGGAGGGCCGACCAACAUUGGCUCUGGCCCUCAGAGCGUCUUCUCUAAGAAAGGCGGCAAAGGCACUGGGUCAGAAGAAGGUAGCAACCCUCCGACACGCACCAAUUCAUCUUCCAAUAUCUUCGCUUUGCUCAGCAAGGACGCCGAACCGGAGGAGCCGCAGCGUCCCAAGCUCAAGCUGCAGCCCCGCACCAAACCCCUCCCUGGCGAUGACGAAAAGGAACCCGAGGGAGCUGAUGAGGAGGCUGAAGAGGGAGAGGAUGAGGAAGAAGAGUUGGCGAUUGCAGAAAUUAGCGACGAACAGGCGAAGACAAAAAUUGACAACAAUGUCAAGGAGUUCCUUGAAGUCAAGAACAUCGAGGAGGGAAAGAGCUCUAUCGAGGCACUUCCCGUGAGCCGCCGGCCGGACUUUAUCAAGGCGAUCGCCGCGGCAGCCAUGGAUAAGAACGAUGCCGUCGUACAGCUGGUCGCUCAGUUGUUUGGCGCAUUGAAGUCAGCUGACAUCGUGGACGAUGACAUGAUUGUCAAAGGCUUCAAAGACCACGUCGACUAUCUCGAUGACACGAGCAUCGAUGUGCCGAACGCCUACGCGUUCGCCGCAAACAUGCUUGUCGGGUCGGGCCUUCCAAAGGAACGGAUCGAGGCCAUGACAAAGACAAUGGAGGGCGAAGGUAUCAAGACACCUCGGGAGCGUCUCAUGGAGAAGGUCGAGGCGUUGCUUUGACCGCAGCUUCACCAUCCACUGACUCAGCGCAAGUAGGCGCUUCCGCACCCUCCUGGGUCGCAGCACCAGAAAGGAGGGCCGCUGGGUUGGGUUGCAUUUUGAAAUGCUUCUUGAAGAUACCUUUGCACAUGCUCAACGGCUCCAGCUGGAUGACUCUUUGUGUCUUAUCAUCGCACACCCUUGGGGCUCCAUGUGCAUCCCGUAUGUUCCCAUCAUCAAAAUUUGCAAUAUAUGCAAUCAUCAACAUAGC